This is a messenger RNA of Heterostelium album PN500, 516 nucleotides long. Its product is annotated as dCTP deaminase. NCBI's taxonomy places the organism in Eukaryota, Evosea, Eumycetozoa, Acytosteliales, Acytosteliaceae. Bases 1 to 516 code for a protein of 171 amino acids. Gene Ontology annotation, molecular function: dCTP deaminase activity. The record is from RefSeq and is a predicted model, not a curated record. Gene Ontology annotation, biological process: dUTP biosynthetic process. The transcript is spliced from 4 exons.
AUGACAGUGUUAUCUAGAGAUGAAAUAUUUAAGGCAAUCGAUAGUGGUGAUAUAAAGAUUGUACCGUUUGAUAAGAAUGCAGUUGGUUGUGCAUCUGUUGACCUGACAUUAUCGAAUGAGUUUAGAGUGUUCUCAAAGGAGUGUCAAACUAUUAAAGUUACUGCAGAUACCAACUACCAAGACAUCACAACUAAAUUUAUUUUGAAGCCAGGUGAGACAUUCCUAUUGGAACCAAACACAACUUGCUUGGCCAUCACGGAGGAGAGAGUCGAAUUAUCAACAAAAUAUUGUGGUCUUUUAGAAGGUAGAUCAAGAUUUGCAAGAUUAGGAUUAUUCGUACACAUAUCGGCAGGAUUCAUGAUGCCAAACAUCAAAAAUAGACAAGUAUUGGAAAUUUUCAAUGCAUCAAGUAAUCGAUAUGAAUUGACACCUGGAACAAAGAUAUGCCAAUUUGUAUUUAUGGAGCUUAAAGGUGAAGCAUCAUAUUCAGGUAGAUUCCAAGAGAAUGUACUAUAA